Vigna radiata var. radiata (mung bean) is the source of this 914-nucleotide messenger RNA. RefSeq lists its product as uncharacterized. The transcript has 3 exons. The record is from RefSeq and is a predicted model, not a curated record. NCBI's taxonomy places the organism in Eukaryota, Viridiplantae, Streptophyta, Magnoliopsida, Fabales, Fabaceae. Bases 74 to 643 code for a protein of 189 amino acids.
CAUUGCUAAAACCCUUCUUCUUGCACUAUAUUCAUAUUCCACACUGCAACACUCAACACCGAGAAGCUAAACGAUGUCGUUUAUGCGCGGAGAUUUGCUUUGCCAAACGAGGAAGCUGGUGAAGGGUCUAGCGAAAGCAGAACCCGUAUGGCUGAAAGCGAUGGAGCAGGCGCCACCUGCAACAUUUCCUCCAGUUGCCGGCAAAAUUCCGACCAUCAGUCUUCCUGAGGAUGUCUAUGUGAAGAAAUUCUAUAAAAAGUAUCCGGAAUCCAAACACCAUGACCCCAUUAAGUUUCAUGCUUUUGAUCCUCCUCCAUCUCGUAUCUUUGCCUUGAGNGUUCUUGAAUUGAAAGAGCAUGGUGUUAGUGAGGAGCGAGCAAUGGCUAUAGCUGAUCUGGAAUAUCUGACAGAGAAGAAGGCAAAGAAGAAAGCAUAUAGCCGUUUGAAGGAAAUUGCACGUCUUCAAGGAAAGAGACCUCCUCCAAAUCCAUAUCCUAGUGCUAUCAAGGAGAUACAAGCCCACGAGAGGAAAUAUGUUCGUGAUCGUUUCUUCAAUCCAAACAUACUCCAAAUUGUGAAGCAACAGAAAGCCGAGGCAAUGGAGAGAUUCAAUGCCCGUGCUGCUGCUGCUGCUGAUUGGUGAAAACUUACACACUACAUUCAAUCUUUUCCUCUCACAAUAAUGUUUAUCAUUCACCCACUGAAAACUGCCUGCCUAUUUCUUCCCUCAUAUUUUACUUGUUGUAAUAGAUAAAUUGCACUAGAAAGCUUUACAAAAUUUCAUGUGAAGGUCAUUUCUUCCAGGCUACUCAAGUUUUGUUAGAGCAGCAAAUACUUGCCUUGUUUUGAGCUCUCUCUUUUGUUGAAUUUGAAUCGUAACCAGUUUUUCUUCAAGUGUCUUAGUACUGUCAUCA